AUGUGGCAGCUGCGCUCCCUGCGAGAGUAUCCCCGAUGUUUGAUCGCUCAACUAUCUCCACCGUGUUGCAAAACCCGCUGUUACUUAGGCUGUAACAGCAUUGUUGGAAAGGAUGAAAAACAUUCCGAGCAGCGCACUGUACUCCAUUCACCGAUCGACAAAGAUCCACUGACACCUCCACGAGGAUGCUCCGGCAUUUCGAUCUCGAAGGAAUGGAUACUGACACACGGUGCUGCGUUGGACUCGAUCAUCGAUAAAUCCCGCGUGAUCUCCAGUUUCAUUAUGAAUAUGAUACCGGGAGAACUCUCGAUGGUGCCGAGAGAACUCACGAGCAAAUUGAAAUUCCGGGCCUAUCGCGAACUCGCGAUCGAUGACGAGUCUCGACGGAGCGCGAUUCAGGAACAUGACGGCACGAUCGUGGCUGCCUGGUGGUGUCCACUUCUGAAGAAGGCCUUCGACGAGUUCUUCAAAACGUGGAGCUUCCCCAAAUCUACCGAGUUUGAUCGAUCGCUGCGACCGAUUUUCCUUCUCAUACGUAUCUACGAUUCCGAUGAGUCGGUCGUGGAAAUUCCGACGGUCGAACAAGCUCUGUCUUGUCUGCUGGAUCAAACUCCGCGGAAUCAUACGCGCGGAUCAUCCGUGGAAAUCGAGUCGACGCCGUUCAGCAAUCCUGUGUUCAUCGGCUCGAUCGCGCGCGGCGUUAUCAGCAACGUCAUUGGCGACGAGGACUGUAUUAUCACCACGGACGCGUACGCGUUUCCCGGUGGUGAGGGUGGUCCCGUUUAUGUCAUCCCGACGAAUUGCAAAAGUAGAAUUAUCAGCGGAAUGGUGAUCGCGCCGUUGAGCUGGUGUCGCGGAGAAUGGGUAGAUUACACCUUCGCCGCCAAUCUUACACCGUGUUUGCUCAACAUUCUGCGGAAAAAGGAUCUUUCUCGUCCUUCGAUCAUGGAUCACGCAUACUACGAAGAUGCAGAUGCAUUAGAUAGAGGCGUUGUGCUUGUUAGAUGCGGAAUUAAUUGGGGUACGGGUGUCCUCGUGGAUAAGGAUACUGGUACAUUCCUGACGUGCUCGCACGUCGUCGCGGAGGCGCCAGAAAGGGAGAUAUCCAUUGUAAUGAGAACGAACGAGCCUAAUUCACGUGUCAACGCGAAACUGUUGUACAGAACUCCGGAGAAUCAACCUUAUGACAUUGCUGUAUUGAAGGUGGAUUCGCAAGACGUGGAUCCCUGGUUAAGACCAAUACGAUUAUCAGAUGCUCCGAUUUUAAAGGGUGAGCCGGUGGUCUCCAUAGGAUUUCCCUUUUCUUCAACCAUCCGGCCGACCAUCAGCGGCGGCGUGGUCUCCAAGUCGAUGGACUGCGCGCUCCUGACGACCUGUUGCGUCCAGAGUGGUACCAGCGGCGGGCCGAUCGUCAGCCGAGUGACCGGCGACAUGCUGGGAAUAGUCGUAUGCAACGUGGUCUCCUCGGACGGCAACGUGCUCUACCCGCGGAUGAGCUUGGCGGUGCCGGCCACCACGCUGAGCGGGCCCCUGCGGGAAUACUUGCGCACUGACAAUCCCGAUGUACUUCGAACUUUCACGUCCAGUGAUGCAGUGGUACGCAAGAUUUGGGAUUUUUAUCCUUUCCUGCUAUCAAAGUUGUGAAAAAAAAACAAGAUGAGGUUUUAGAGAGAAUAAUCUAUGGAGAAUAAGAAUAAACUAUAAAUAAAUUAUGAUUCGUAGACCGAAUCUGGUCAACUAUCCAUUUUUGUAUAGCCUGCGUAAUUAUUAAUAUUAUAUUUUAAAUAAAAA
Molecule: messenger RNA, 1791 nt
Organism: Pogonomyrmex barbatus (red harvester ant)
Lineage: Eukaryota; Metazoa; Arthropoda; Insecta; Hymenoptera; Formicidae
Product: peroxisomal leader peptide-processing protease-like
Biological process (GO): regulation of fatty acid beta-oxidation; protein processing
Cellular component (GO): peroxisome
Molecular function (GO): serine-type endopeptidase activity
Source: RefSeq, a predicted model, not a curated record